AUGAAUGUAAUUUGGUUGGUGUUGAUCUUAUUGACUUCAUCUUGUGUCUCAGUGUUGCCAGACCCAAAUCCAAGUAAAAUCGACAGACCCAUUUUAAAGAUCAGUACAAGAACUCACGACAAGAUUAUCAUAAUCAAUAAUCUACAAGAGGUUGCCAAUAAUAUUUCUGUUGGAAUGACAAGUUAUGAAAAGUUUAACCGGUUAUCAUCUAAUGAAAUGAGAGAGUGUGUUGAAGGUUCGUGCAUCAAAUAUUACAUUCGAGAAACCAAGUGCACAGAUAGAACUUUUAUUGCUAGUGAAUGUCGAACUAAUCUUAAUUCACGAUUUCAAUCGAUCUUGCAACCAACGACGAAUAUCCACAAUUUGCUAUUGAGAGAUGAGGACUCUAUAGAUACCCAGUUAAAGACCAAUUUGAUGGACCAUUUCAGUUCUUUCCGUCAAUUCAAAGAGUUCAGGUUUAAUGAUUUUAACAAUAAUUUGAAUUACGACUUGCAAUGCCUUGUUGAUUAUCAACAGUUGAUGCAAGUUCAUUUUAAACAAACUGUAGUUGAGGUUAAUUUAGUGAGAAUAACUGAAGUAGCUGAAGCUUGUCAAUUCAAUAAAAUCAAUCCCAAUUUCUAUGGACUGUCGCUGGCAUUCACAACAACAUAUUUACCUGUAAACGGUACGUUCUAUUGCCAGAAGGGUAAGUCACAAACAUGUAACAGAACAAUUGCAGAAUCGAAGAAUUCAAGAUAUAAGUUGCCCGAUAUCUGCGGAUAA
Molecule: messenger RNA, 762 nt
Organism: Candida dubliniensis CD36
Lineage: Eukaryota; Fungi; Ascomycota; Pichiomycetes; Serinales; Debaryomycetaceae
Exons: 1
Coding region: 1-762 (253 amino acids)
Source: RefSeq, a predicted model, not a curated record